Musca vetustissima is the source of this 949-nucleotide messenger RNA. RefSeq names its product protein tipE (gene Teh1). The record is from RefSeq and is a predicted model, not a curated record. Gene Ontology annotation, biological process: regulation of sodium ion transport. The coding region runs from base 176 to 949 and encodes 257 amino acids. NCBI's taxonomy places the organism in Eukaryota, Metazoa, Arthropoda, Insecta, Diptera, Muscidae. Gene Ontology annotation, molecular function: sodium channel regulator activity. The transcript has a single exon.
UGCAACCAACAACACGUCUACGUGCCGAGAGUGUGCUGUUGCUGCAGCUGCAGUGUCGACAUCAUCAUCGUCGGCUGCUGUUGCUGCCGCCGGGCGAGGCGCUGCUGGUGCUGGUGCUGCUGCUGGAGACUAUCAACAUCAUCAAAAUAAUCGCCCUGUGUGCACGGACAAUAAUAUGAGGAGUGGCAGUUCGGAAUUACUACUCGAGCAGCAACAACAAGAGUUACGGUUACGUAAACUACGAGAACUGGCUCCGAAAAAGAAAAAUGGUAACCGGCGCUUUCGUUCGUGGCGCGAACGUGCCCGCUUUUAUGCUACCUCCACACUCGCCUUCUUCUCGGUGACCGCCGGUGCCUCGCUACUGUUCCUCGUGCCCCUCUAUGUCGAUCCGGCGAUAUCGACCCUCAGUCACGAUUUCAUCGAGAAUCCCACGCUCUGCACGACAUCGCGCCGCGAAGAUCUCGUCGGUAUAUUCAACUGCUCGUGGAGCUCGUGCCGCGAGGGCUGCACCUCCGAUCUAUACAAGUGUGUUCAUAUCUAUGUGACGUUUAUCGAGGAUAAUAUCACAAUACCCGAAAACAUGACCGACUAUACAAAUUACACGGCCGAUUGGACGCAAUCGGAGGAGGCCACCCUGCUCGUCAAUAUCAAGGGCUGUGGCUAUCCGCCCACGGUCACGUGCAAAACGUUCAAUGCAUUUUACGGUGUCGAGGGCGCCAUCUAUCCAUGUUAUUAUUCGCGCAAAAACAAAACGGUCGUACUCACGUCGUACAGUCACGACGACCAGGUCCAUGUGAUUGUGCAUUUUUUUGCCGUGCCAUUUGUGAUAACAUUGAUCUCAUCGAUAGCUUUGUGCAUAAUGCACUGUGACUGCCGCUGUAAAAAGGAUCGUAGUCAUCGGCGUAAUCGGCCGCAGUGCCGGCGGCCACGUAUUGAUAAUUUAAGGUAA